AUGUCGUCGUCGGGGGCCGGCGAGGAGGGCGCCGCCGCGCCGCAGGGGCCGCUGCCCGUGGAGCACCGUAAGGGCGCCAACGGGCUCGACAAGGUCGUCCUCCGCGAGGCCCGGCGCAUCACCGCCGAGUUUACCGUAUCGUUAUAUAUGAUUCUCCAAACCUGCAAUCCUGUACCCAUAGAAGUGAUGGGUCAGGUGUACCUGUAUGGUGGCCAUGUAACAUCAUGGAAAGAUGAGCAUGGGGAGGAGCUGCUUUUCGUUAGUAAUAAGGCUAUUUUCAAACCUCCAAAAGCUAUACGUGGAGGUAUACCAAUCUGCUUUCCUCAGUUUUCCAACUUCGGACAGCUGGAAGCUCAUGGAUUUGCAAGGAACAAGAUCUGGAGUGUUGACACUGAUCCACCACCAUUUCCAGUACCAAUCUCUAGUAGAGCUUACAUCGAUUUAAUCCUUAAACCUACUGAUGAAGACUUAAAGAUCUGGCCACAUAGUUUUGAGUACCGUCUGAGGGUUGCACUUGGACCUGGUGGAGAUCUGAUGCUGACUUCACGUAUAAGGAAUACCAAUGCAGAUGGAAAGCCAUUCUCUUUUACCUUUGCAUAUCACACAUACUUCUCAAUUUCUGAUAUAAGUGAGAUACGAGUAGAAGGCCUGGAAACUCUGGAUUACCUAGACAACUUACAAGAUAGGGCCCGCUUCACUGAACAAGGCGAUGCUAUUGUUUUUGAAUCUGAGUUGGACAGAAUAUAUCUGGGCACGCCGUCAAAAAUUGCCAUUAUUGAUCAUGAGAAAAAAAGAACAUUUGUUGUGAGGAAAGGAGGACUUCCGGAUGCUGUUGUUUGGAACCCAUGGGACAAAAAAGCUAAGGCAAUGGCAGAUUUUGGGGAUGACGAAUAUAAACGCAUGGUAUGUGUGGAAGCAGCUGCUAUAGAAAAGGCGAUUACUCUGAAGCCUGGCGAGGAGUGGACUGGAAAGUUGGAACUAUCUGCAGUUCCGUCUAGUUAUUACAGCGGUCAAUUGGACCCAGAUCGUGUUAUUCAGGAUUCAGUUGUUCCGGAGGAUUCAGUCAGCUAG
Messenger RNA from Triticum turgidum subsp. durum (durum wheat), 1071 nucleotides. The record is from the annotation of a GenBank genome assembly. Lineage: Eukaryota; Viridiplantae; Streptophyta; Magnoliopsida; Poales; Poaceae.